GUAUCAAGUAAUUUUGCAACAGUCUCGAGCAAUUUUGAAAAAGCGUCGAGCACUUUCAGAACAGCAUCAAGCCGUGCUGAACAAGAUAGCAUUGUUGGAAGGUCUCUCUGAUCGCCUUCGAGAAACUUGCGAGGAUGUUCGAGCAGCUUUUGAGCAGCUUCCAAGCGUGCGCUUAAAUCCCACCUACCAUCCUCCUUCACGUAGUAGGGCCCCUAUCAAUGGAUCUUCGACUAUUUCAUUCAGGAGAGAUCUUGGAAGGAAAGGAUGUGUACUCGGAGUACUCCUUAGGAUAUAUGUUUCUUGAGAAUCUGGUAUACAACACUUGGACGCCAUGGGAUCUCCGUUCGUACAUGGCGCUUGUGGCAGCAAAAAUCAUGCGCAAAGAUCGUCUGUAUCCUACUACUUUCACAUCCAAACUUUCACUAUUAGUGAAAGGUUUCGUGAAAGCCAAUCUGCAGCUCAUUUUUCAGUAUGAUGCUAAGGAGCUGCAAUCCCUUGCUCUGAAGUUACCUGCGGAGUCUGUGGAUCUUGAAAUAUCUAGUACCGCAUUGACGUCUCAAGCACACAAUGAUGCGGGAGUCACGGAAGGUGCUCUUAUGCAACGAUCUCUGAGCGCUAUGAUCAACCUCGGCGUUGUAAAUCUAACCAGUCGCCUGACACGGAUUGGAGAGCAACCAGAGUUUUUUGGUGGAUCCGCCGAAAUUUGGAAAGCUGGGCUCACUUUCUCGAAUGCAAAGAUGACUGUCGCUGUGAAAUACCUCCGACUCUGCGUCACUCAAGUGACUAAACACUUGUAUCGAGAGAUUCGAAUCUGGCAAAGCCUGGAACAUCCUCACGUCCUUCCGCUUCUUGGUAUUUGCCACAAUAAUACCUAUGAGUCUGUCCGUGCUAGUGGUGAUCAUGCUGUUGAUCCAAUGAUGUCCAUUGGGAUUGUCUGUCCAUGGAUGGCAAAUGGCACAUUGGUCGACUUCCUGAAGCUCAGCCAGACAAAAAUGGAAAACACAGAGGAGCUUUGUCUUCGUCUUCUCAUCCAAGUAUGCUCUGGUUUGAUAUACCUCCACUCAAAAAAUAUUGUCCAUGGGGAUUUACAUGGCGGGAAUGUUCUAGUAGAUUCUGAUGGAUGUGCCCGCCUAGCUGAUUUUGGUCUAUCAGCUGUGGUUUCCGAAUGUCGAGGUACAUCCAAGACCGGUGCAGGUGGCAUAUCUUCACCUCAUGGUGGUGCCUUGCGUUGGGCCGCCCCGGAGCUUGUAGUCGUACAAGAGGGUGCCGAGCCGCACCUUCAUCCAUCUGCCGACAUAUACUCUGUCGGGGGAUUGGUUCUACAAACAUAUACAGGUGCUGUGCCUUAUUCGUAUUAUAAUGAGCCUCGUGUUCUCGGUGCAAUCAUCGCAGGCGAGAAACCAAGGCGUCCUACCAUCGAGGAGGCGAGCGUCUCGGAUGUUCUGUGGUCCGUGAUAGAAGAGUGUUGGCGGGGCAAUCCUCUCCAACGCCCAACGGCAGCUGCACUUGCAUCGCGCCUCAAAGCAAUAUAUUCAGCACUUGAAGACGAACAGGCAUAAACCGAUAUGUUUGAUAGGUGAAUCAUGUUAUAUCGAAAGAGGCGCUACCAACAUCUGUUUCCUAUUAUUACCUAUACCCCAUCCGUUCGCAUCACUUUGGUGACUCCCUUUUAUCUACUUCAUUCUUUUAGUAUGUGCCCUGUACCUACAUCCCUAUAUCACAGUUAUUCCUAUUAUG
Desarmillaria tabescens is the source of this 1737-nucleotide messenger RNA. RefSeq names its product kinase-like domain-containing protein. Gene Ontology annotation, molecular function: protein kinase activity; ATP binding. The record is from RefSeq and is a predicted model, not a curated record. Lineage: Eukaryota; Fungi; Basidiomycota; Agaricomycetes; Agaricales; Physalacriaceae. Gene Ontology annotation, biological process: protein phosphorylation; signal transduction. The coding region runs from base 219 to 1559 and encodes 446 amino acids. Gene Ontology annotation, cellular component: cytoplasm. The transcript is spliced from 9 exons.